AUGGAUUCUCAGAAAGAGUCUAGCUCAAGCUUUUAUAAAACAACAUAUACAGAUCAAAGUGAUAGUGAAGCUGAUAAUACCAACGUAUCUUCAACGACCAAAUUAAUUAGCUCUAAAAAAAAAAGAAGUAGAAAUAAAUCAAGUUUCGUAUGGAAAUAUUUUAAAGUAAUUGGAGAUAAAGAUGUAUAUCAAAUAGAAAUUAGAAAAGACAAAAAAUGUGGACAAGAAUAUUUACAUGAUAAAUCAACAUCAAAUAUGAUCUCUCACCUACGAGUACAACAUAAUAUUGUUGAUAAUAAAAGACUUAAGUUGCCUUUACCUCAAUCAACAAAUAUUAAAUCGUAUCUUGACAAUGAAGAGCCUGGAGAAAUCGAUGAUGGAAAUAAUACAGAUUCGGAACAACCAUUAAUUGUAAAUACAGUUUCUAAAGUUCUUCAUUUAAUUAAAGAUUGUUCUACCAGAUGGAAUUCAGAAUAUCACUCUUGGAAAAGACUAUUAAAAUUAAAAGAUGUGAUUAUUUGGUUAGAAGCAAAUUUAAAAAUUUCACGAAAUUCAGAAGAUAAAAAAGAUGAAUUUAGUGCUGAGAAUUAUUCUACUUUAUCAGUCGUCUAUCCUAUUAUUGAAGUUCUAAAAUUUAAAUUUGCGAUAGAUCCGAAUUUACCAUUGAUUGAAGAUAGUAUUGAUAAAAAAAAUGAAUCAGAUAUAGACAGUGAUAAUGAAUAUGAAAAUAUUACUGACUUACAAGAAACUCUCAGUUGUUGCCCAAGUUAA
Molecule: messenger RNA, 771 nt
Organism: Dentiscutata erythropus
Lineage: Eukaryota; Fungi; Glomeromycota; Glomeromycetes; Diversisporales; Gigasporaceae
Source: the annotation of a GenBank genome assembly